GUUCUCCCAAUGGGUGUCCAAGCUGCUUUGUGCGCUCAGGUCCCGCCCACCCUGCCAGGGAUAUAAAAGGCGGCUUGGCGUACGGGCGUCUCUCUUCGAACUCAGGGGAGAAUCGGGGUCGUGCUUCCUGGGCGAUCAUCCGAGUAGAUCAUGUCUCCGGGCGCAGGGUCUCCGAUUACCAAGAAGGGUAUCCUAGAACGUCUAGAUGCUGGGGAAAUUGUAAUCGGAGAUGGAGGGUUUGUCUUUGCCCUUGAAAAGAGGGGUUUUGUGAAAGCUGGUCCUUGGACUCCAGAAGCUGCCGUAGAACACCCAGAAGCAGUUCGCCAACUGCAUCGAGAAUUUCUCAGGGCUGGAUCAAAUGUUUUACAGACCUUCACUUUUUAUGCAAGUGAUGACAAGUUAGAGAACAGAGGCAACUAUGUAGCUGCUAAAAUUUCUGGCCAGAAGGUGAAUGAAGCUGCUUGUGACAUUGCAAAAGAAGUGGCUGAAGAAGGCGAUGCUCUGGUGGCUGGUGGUGUUAGUCAGACACCUUCAUACUUAAGUCGUAAGAGUGAAGCUGAAGUUAAAACAAUCUUUCGAAAGCAGCUGGAUGUUUUUAAGAAAAAGAAUGUGGACUUCUUAAUUGCAGAGUAUUUUGAACAUGUUGAAGAAGCUGCAUGGGCAGUUGAAACCUUAAAGGAAUCUGGGAAGCCAGUUGCAGCUACUAUGUGCAUUGGUCCAGAAGGAGACAUGCAUGGUGUUCUUCCUGGAGAAUGUGCUGUUCGACUUGUAAAAGCUGGUGCUUCUAUUGUUGGUGUGAACUGCCACUUUGAUCCAGACACUUGCCUCAAAACGGUGAAACUCAUGAAGGAGGGCUUGCAAGCUGCUAAGCUAAAAGCACAUCUGAUGUCACAGCCACUUGCAUUUCAUACUCCUGAUUGCGGGAAGCAAGGUUUCAUUGAUCUACCAGAAUUUCCUUUUGCUUUGGAGCCAAGAAUUGUCACCAGAUGGGAUAUACACAAAUACGCAAGAGAAGCCUAUAAUUUAGGAAUCCGUUACAUUGGCGGCUGCUGUGGAUUUGAACCAUAUCACAUAAGAGCGAUUGCUGAGGAGCUGGCUCCAGAAAGAGGGUUUUUACCACAAGCUUCAGAAAAACAUGGUAGCUGGGGGAAUGGUUUGAGCAUGCACACCAAACCCUGGGUCAGAGCAAGGGCUAGGAAAGAAUACUGGGAAAAUCUGCUACCUGCUUCAGGCCGACCCUACUGCCCCUCCCUUUCAAAACCAGAUGGCUGGGGAGUGACCAAAGGAGAUGUUGAGCUGAUGCAGCAGAAAGAAGCUACAAGUGAUGAUCAAUUAAAAGAGCUCUUCAAGAAACAGACAUUCAAAUCCAGCAGUGCAUGUUAAAUGUUUAGCAAUUUCACAUGUGCCUUCUGGUCCCACAAGAAGACUAUUGGAUCACAGCCAAUAUGCAUAAUUCAGAGAAAGUUUGUUAUGUUCCAGUCCAAAUGAAAUCAGUAUAUUACAUGCUCAGCCUGAGUUUCGGCCCAUCUACUUCAAAGUAUGUCGUAUCAUGUGCUUAGUGUUGAAACCAAGUUUCAUUUGUUUCAGAAAAAGUUAGGGACAGCUUAAUUUUCUCUGGAUUGCGCCCAUUCUCUUAGUUUGAGAUUAGCAGUGCAAUCAAAAAUGAUGUUAAAUAUUUCUAAGCCAAUUGACUUCAGUGGAUUUAGAAGGAAGUAACUCAGUUUAGGAUUGUAUUGUUAGUUUGUUUUUUUAUAAACAGAGCACUGUUUAUGGAAGGAUAAAGUAUCAAUACUGCUUUAGAAAAGGCUCUUUUCGCAGAAUAAGAACUUUAAAAUAACAAAUGUUAUGACAUCUAUAUCAUUUUAAAAUUCAUUGAAACAAGAUCAGAUAAGAUACAAAUGAUUAUUCAAACAUCUCUGUUUAUCACUUGUUUUGAACUUGAGAUACUGCCGCUAUUUCUAAACACAUAUUCAAGGGGAAAAUAAAGCGGAAAUUCCACUUUUGAAAAUGAAUUCCCUAUGGUUCCAUGAAACCAAGCAAACACUGAAACAUUAACAUGUUAAAAUGCUCUUGCAUGUGACUAAAUGCAUCAUUGAUCUGGUAAAUACUGGACAGAGGCUCAGGACUUCAGCAAUAUUCAUGUGUAAGAAAAAUGGCUUGCAUUAAUACCAAUAAAGAUUUACAAAUUCUUUUAA
Eublepharis macularius is the source of this 2195-nucleotide messenger RNA. Its product is annotated as betaine--homocysteine S-methyltransferase 1. The transcript has 8 exons. The record is from RefSeq and is a predicted model, not a curated record. Gene Ontology annotation, molecular function: zinc ion binding; betaine-homocysteine S-methyltransferase activity. The coding region runs from base 151 to 1383 and encodes 410 amino acids. Lineage: Eukaryota; Metazoa; Chordata; Lepidosauria; Squamata; Eublepharidae.